Punica granatum (pomegranate) is the source of this 1396-nucleotide messenger RNA. The record is from RefSeq and is a predicted model, not a curated record. Lineage: Eukaryota; Viridiplantae; Streptophyta; Magnoliopsida; Myrtales; Lythraceae.
CGCCUCUUCCUCCUGAAAGGAUUCCGGAGUCCAUAGAAUUUCAAGAAGCUCUCUUCCUCUUCUUCGUCUUCCGCACACAGAUCAAACACACGCACACACUCUCACACACCCACCGAGAUACUGAGCAACGAUUCUUGCCCUAGAGCUCAAGAAUUAAACCCGGGAAUCGCGUCGUCGAAUCGCAGAAGAAGUUUGAUUAGUUAAGCCGACGGAAAGUCUCUCUUCGAUUCGGAGGUUGAAUCUUAUCAUCGCUCAUGAUGCCGGAUAUAGUCGAAAGAGGUAGCGUCAGUGAGAUGGCUUCUCAGCAAUAUGGUCCUGUCAGGAAGAGGAGAACUCGGAGCAGGCAUGAUGGGUCUGUGGCCGAGACACUGGCCAAGUGGAAGCAAUACAACGAGCAGCUCGACUCUCAGAAAGAUGUAUACAAGCCAGUCCGGAAAGUCCCUGCCAAGGGAUCGAAGAAAGGGUGCAUGAAGGGCAAGGGUGGGCCUGAAAACUCGACCUGCCGGUACCGCGGGGUGAGGCAGAGGACGUGGGGGAAGUGGGUGGCUGAGAUUAGGGAGCCCAACCGUGGGAGCAGGCUGUGGCUGGGAACGUUCCCGACUGCUACCGAGGCUGCUGUCGCUUACGACCAGGCUGCCCGGGCCAUGUACGGCCCCUUGGCAAGGCUUAACUUCCCGAGCGCCACUGCAACGACUGGCAGCUCGCUGGAAUCCUCCUCCUCGGCUACAGCAACAGCCUCUUCAAGGCUGAACUUCCCGGGCGCCCCUGUGAUGACAGGCAGUUCGCUGGAGGAGUCCUCCUCGGCUACAGCAACAGCCUCUUCAGUGGAGACACCAAACGAGUCUACCUCGUCUUAUGGGUCCGAGACUACUGCAAUGCAACGAACCGACACAGGUGGAUUUCAUAUCAAGGAGGAAGCAAAGAGCGAGCUGCAGGAGCCGCCAAAUCAGCAGAAUCCAUGGGAUGUCAAUCAGAACUGGGACUUUGAUUGGUUGAACGGUUGCAUAGUCGAUGAGUUUUUCGAGUUGGACGAGCUGCUGCAGACACUGGAGAAUGAUCCUCAGUUCUGAGUACUGAUAUCAAGCUGGAGUAGCAGAUGAUGUUUUUGAAGAUUGGAACGGCAACAAAAACAAGAGAAGAGAUAGGAACGCUGUUCUUGAUCCAGAGUCCUUAAAUCCUUUUAGUCGCUAAGGACUUUGAUAGUUAAUGGAUCCAUGUUUAUAUUGAUAUGUCCUUCUUCCCGUGCCCGCCUGAUGUUGACAAGAUUUUGUUGAUUAAAUGAUCGGAGGUUUAGAAUCAGAUCUUUUGAUUUUUUCUGAUGUAAAAACUGACUAGAUUACUGACGAAGGCUGUAUAGAGAUGCUUUGCUUCUUCCUACUGCUGCUAUUUCGAGUUC